AUGUCCGCCCUCUUCGAGGUCACCCUGGCCUGGCUCUUCAAGAGUGCCAAGGGCCGCGACGGAAAGGCCUUCUGCACCCGGCCGGCCUUCACCGACCAGGUCAAGGAGCCCACCAUCCGCAUCGCCUCGCCCGACUGCGGCGAGACCGGCGCCACCUUCUCCAAGGAGUAUAUGGCCGAAGGCGGCGGCCGGUUCCCCACCCUCGAAUGGGAGGCGCCGGCAGACAUUGCGCCCAAGGUCAAGGAGUGGCUCCUGGUGGUCGAGGACCCGGAUGCUCCCGUACCGACCCCGUUUGCUCACGGGAGCCGCGACGGAAAUGCUGAAGAUGUAUGUGUUUACAGAAUCUAUCCCGGAAUCCCUGCGUCUCAAACCCGGAUCGAGCCCAAAGACUUGGAGGUCCAGGACAAGGGGCAGUCUCUGCUGAAGAGUGGCAUCUACUACGGGGCCAAUAGUUACAUGGUGUACAUCCCACCCAAGCCUUUGAUGAACCACGGCGUCCACCGAUACUUCUUUCAGGUCGUAGCCCUGAGUGAGCCUCUGGACAGGGUUCUCCUUCAGGCAAAAGCCACCAGAGAACAGGUCGCAGAUGCAAUCCAGGGCAAGGUGUUGGGUUGGGGCUUGUGGACUGCUAGCUGCGAACGAAGAUGGUAA
Messenger RNA from Thyridium curvatum, 651 nucleotides. RefSeq lists its product as uncharacterized. Bases 1 to 651 code for a protein of 216 amino acids. The transcript is spliced from 3 exons. Lineage: Eukaryota; Fungi; Ascomycota; Sordariomycetes; Thyridiales; Thyridiaceae. The record is from RefSeq and is a predicted model, not a curated record.